This is a messenger RNA of Siniperca chuatsi (mandarin fish), 1581 nucleotides long. RefSeq names its product hepatitis A virus cellular receptor 1 homolog. The record is from RefSeq and is a predicted model, not a curated record. NCBI's taxonomy places the organism in Eukaryota, Metazoa, Chordata, Actinopteri, Centrarchiformes, Sinipercidae.
UCGAAGGCUCGGUGGUGAUCAGGGAGCUCUUUGUGGUUGCUAAGGCAUUACUAGAUGGUUGCUAGGGUUUUGCUAAGUAGUUACCGUUCUGUAUUAGGUGGUUGCUAUGGUGAUAAUGCUUGCUUUUUAAUAUGAUUAUGAGGUCCAAUUUCUGACACAACAUCUCAUCAAAAUAAAGAGACAAAGUUCUGAUUCUUCGUCUCUUAAGUCGAAGUCUCCACUUCCUCCUGAAGGGUUUCUGACAGCUGACCGUACAGAAAGCGUGAGCGAGCAGUUUGUGCUGAUUUGCAUAAACAUCGUUUUGUUAGAAAAUGUCUUUAAAGUUUCUUUAUUUCCUCAAACCAAACGGGGGUUUUUGUUGGUGUCGAGCAGCAGGGGAGGAUUUUUUACAGUGUGCAGCGUGGCCCUGGUGUGUUUAAAUGUGGUGUGAGUGUGAUGACAGUGUCUCAGUGUGACUCGCCUCAUCAUGCCGAUCGUUCUGCUGCUCGCUCUCCUCACAGUCAGUGAACGUGUCAGCAGCAGAGUCGUUGGUCAAACAGGUCAGAGCGUCACUCUGCCCUGUAAAUAUGACAUCAGCAAACACGGAGCGACUUUCGUCUGUUGGGGUCGAGGAGAAAUUCCACUGUCAGGCUGCGGCGACCUGCUCGUCUCCACCGACGGACAUCGAGUGAAAGAAGAAACCAGAGCUUCCAGCAGGUAUCAGCUACUGGGACGACUGGAUGCAGGUGAUGUUUCUCUGACGAUACUGAACCUCACAGAGACAGACGCUGGACGGUAUGGGUGCAGGGUGGAGGUACCCGGGUGGUUCAAUAAUGAAAAACAUGUCUUCGAUGUGGCCAUUGAGAGAGGUCGCAUCACAACAACCACCACAGCACAGACAGGACGUGAUGUCAUCAUGUGGAGAGGAAGUGAUGUCACAGGCAACAAACCCACAGACCUCAUUGUGACACUGGCUCAGGAGCAGCAGCAGGUCAACAGUCUGCAGAGCUUCAUUGGAAACACAGUGCGAUUCUCCUUCAUCACCUUCAUACCUGCACUGCUGCUGACUGCUGCUUACAGAGGUUGGAGGUGUAACCAGAGAUCAGAGACUGACAGGAGGCUGGACCAAUCAGUGGAGGGGGGAGGCAGCUCUGUGUAGAGACCAGAGACCCAACAACAAGUCUUUAUUGUUGUUAAAGCUUUUUAUUUUUAUUUCUUAAUACAUGUUAAUGUAAAUGUUUCUUAAAUUAAAGUUUUUGUCAUUUUUAAAAAAAUCUGCUGCUCUGAAAAUUAUAGCUGUUUAUUUCUCAAACUCAAUGUGGUGAUAAAAUUAAUUAAUCCGCAGUAAGAAAUAUUUUCUUUAUUAAUCAUCUUCUGAAAGUGGUCACAACUAUCUCCAACGGACGUUAGACUGCAACAUGUAAAAUAUCUUAUUUUAAUGUUUUCACAUAAUGUUCUGCUUCACCUGCUGAGUCUGAAAACCAGUUCAGUGUCUGUAUCUGUGAUAAACACACAAGCUUGUUUAUAUGGUUGAAUAUUUUGUGUUUAAUGGCAACUGUGACUCAAUUGUAAAAUAAUUAAAUAAAGAUAUAAAUAAGAAAA